GUCAUUGUCAAUGGCAAUGGCGGCUCCUUUGAGCUGGUUUAGAUGUUACAGUGCUGUAUUUCCAAUCUCUCAGAAUGGCGCCUGUAGACCCUCAUUCCUUCACCGACUCUACCCAUCCAGUAACCACUCAUGUCUCCCUCUCUCUAUACUUCGAUUUCUCUUCCUCCACCAUCCACGGUUCUGCUCUCCUCUCGCUCUCUUCCCCACGCACCGGUCCUCUCUCCCUCGACACGCGCAGCCUCUCCAUUCUCCAAGCUCUGGACCCCCAAACCCUCACCUCUCUUCCUUUCUCCCUCUCGGAACCGGACCCAAUUCGAGGCACCCACCUCACGGUCUCCCUCUCAGACCACAAAUCCCUUUUGAUCCUCUUUUCCACCUCCCCGGACUCCUCUGCCCUGCAGUGGCUCUCUCCGCCUCAGACCUUUAACAAGACCCAUCCUUAUGUUUAUACCCAGUGUCAGUCCAUCCACGCACGUUCUGUGUUUCCUUGUCAGGACACAGCGGCCACUCGCAUUUGUUACUCUGCCAAGCUGAACAUCCCUAACCAGUUGUCGGCAGUCAUGUCCGCCAAACACCUUGAUCGGCAUCCGCCCACGAGAGAUGAUGUGAAGGAGUUUGGUUAUGGGGAUUUUGGAAUUGACCUUGAGUCACUCUGGUGUGUGGAGGGGCGAGUGGUGGAGGAGUUUGUGAUGGAGCAGCCAAUCCCUCCAUAUCUGUUUGCAUUUGCAGUGGGAAAUCUAGGGUUCAGGGAGGUGGGACCCAGGACGAUUGUGUACGCGGAGGAUGUAGCUGAGUUGUUAGACGCAGCGGCUAGGGAGUUUGCAGGGACUGAGGAGCUGAUAAGGCAGGGGGAGAGGCUAUUUGGGGAGUAUGAGUGGGAAAGAUUUGAUUUGUUGGUGUUGCCACCAAGUUAUCCAUAUGGGGGUAUGGAGAAUCCCAGAAUGGUGUUCUUGACACCAACUCUAAUUAAGGGGGAUUUGAGCGGGGCAGAGGUUGUGGCGCAUGAACUUGCACAUAGUUGGACAGGAAAUUUGGUCACCAACAAGAACAAUGAGCAUACCUGGCUGAAUGAGGGUUUUACAACGUAUGCAGAGAAGAGAAUUACAGAGGAGGUGCAAGGGAAGGACAGAGCGGCACUGGGUAUUGGAAUUGGGUGGAGAGGUUUGAAUGAGGCGAUGGCAAGGUUUAAGGACAACAUGGAGUUCACAAAGCUGAGAAUCAAGCUGGAGGGAGUGGACCCUGAUACCGUGUAUUCCCAAGUUCCAUACGAGAAAGGCUUCCAAUUUCUAUGGCGUAUCGAGCGACAGAUUGGAAGGUCUGCAUUCGAUGAAUUCCUCAAGAAAUACAUUACUACCUUCAAGUUUAAAUCAAUUGAUACUGAGACAUUUCUUGACUUCCUGAAAGCAAAUGUCCCAGGAAUAGAGAAACAAAUUGACUUAGUAACAUGGACUGAGGGUACUGGUAUCCCUCCAGAUGCUUGUGAACCUGUUUCCAGUAUAUACAGAAACAUUGUCUCAUUGGCAGAUGAUUUUAAGCUUGCAAGGAUACCAAGGGAAGAUGAAGUUGCCAAUUGGCGAGGCCUGGAGUGGGAGCUCUACUUGAAGAACUUGCCUAAAUCUGUUGAAGCUUCACAGAUUUUAGCAUUGGAUGCACAAUACAAGCUAUCAGAGUCAAAGGAUUAUGAGGUAAAAGUGGCAUUUCUCCUGCUUGCUCUUUCUAUCAAGUGCAGAAAUUAUUACGGUGAGGUGGAGAAAACCUUGAAGGAAGUGGGAAGGUUGAAAUACCUUCACCCACUGUAUACUAGUCUCGUGCAAGGCGCCGGAACCGAGGAAGAGAAGAUUUUUGCAAAACAGGUGUUUGCAGGGGCCUGUGACUGUUAUCACCCAAUUGCUCGAGGAGUUGUUGAAUCCAUCUUUGCAAAGUACAUCUAGGAUGGUUCAUACUAGUGUAUACUCAAAUAUGAAAACAUAAACUAUUUGGAUUGGGAUGGUUGACCUUAAUAGAUUUUGGAUGAAUCCUGAUUUGGUUGUAAGUAAAGUUGUGCUGAUAUGAUCAUGUUUCUGGGAGUUUUAUGGAACCAGGAAAACUCUGGAAAAUAUUCCCAGCUGGUUUGAACCCUCGGUCCGUGGUUCAUGUUUUUGGGUGAUGCAUCUUGGUGAUAGUCUCAUAUGUAAUGUAAUACACUUUCAAGACAUUCAGAAGUGCAGUAGCAUUGCUUAUAUAAAUCAGUAGCAUUGCUUAUAUAAA
Molecule: messenger RNA, 2247 nt
Organism: Tripterygium wilfordii
Lineage: Eukaryota; Viridiplantae; Streptophyta; Magnoliopsida; Celastrales; Celastraceae
Product: leucine aminopeptidase-like
Exons: 4
Coding region: 75-1931 (618 amino acids)
Biological process (GO): proteolysis
Cellular component (GO): cytosol
Molecular function (GO): zinc ion binding; metallopeptidase activity
Source: RefSeq, a predicted model, not a curated record